CGCCCCAAAAGCCCAGCUGCAACAAACUCCAUCACUCCGCAGGUAGCUUUUGCACUCACUUUUUUUCGAACUACUCGUCUCAAUCGCUCCAUUUUCGUCCACAUCAUAUCAGCAACAUCUCUUCAUCUUGAUCUUCACCUUCGGAUUCAAUAACAAGCAAGAAUAAUGUCAACACAAAGUGAAGCUCCUUCAACAACUCCAAGUGUACAAGUGGUUGGGAAUGCCUUUGUUGAGCAGUAUUACCAUAUACUCCACCACUCUCCAGACAUGGUUCAUAAAUUUUAUCAGGAGUCGAGUUUUAUAAGCCGCCCUGAUGAAGAUGGUGUAAUGAUAACUGUGACUACCAUGAAAGGAAUAAAUGAGAAAAUAUGUUCAUUGGAUUACACUGCUUACAAGGCAGAAAUAAAGACUGCUGACACUCAAGAAUCUUAUAAAGAUGGAGUGAUUGUUUUAGUAACUGGAUGCUUAAUAAAAAAGGAGGAUAAUCAAAGAAAGAAAUUCAUACAAAGUUUCUUUCUUGCCCCUCAAGACAAGGGCUAUUUCGUCUUUAAUGAUGUUUUCAGAUAUGUUGAUGAAAUCAAAUCAUUGGAUGAUAAUAAUAAUAAUCAUUUGGUGCUGGUUGAAGGAAUAGAUGAUAACCAAACAUUACCCUUGAUCCAAGAUCCUCCUUCUCAAGCUCUUGAUAAAGAAGAAGUGGAAAAUAUUGUGGAAGAAACACAAACACAAACACAAUCACAAUCACAAUCACAAUCACAAUCACAAGAUGUUUUGGAAAUUGAAAAUAACGAAAUACAAUCACAAAUACAUCCACCUCCGAUUAUUGAAGAAUCAAUUUCUUCAAUAAUUCCUGUGGAAGAUGCUCCAAAAAUGUCGUAUGCAUCAAUUUUAAGUUCACAAAUGAAAAGGAAUAAUAACAAACCUUAUGUUCCUUCUAAUAACAAUAACAAUAAUAAUACUUUGAGGGCAACUCCUACAAAAAUCGAAAAUAAAAUAGUUGCUGACGUGGCACAAGGUCACCCUCACUCCCCCGAAGUCUCAACUCCUCCUCCACCUGUCGCGUCCAGUAGCAUUAGCUCUCCUCGUAGUCAUGAUGAAGGUGAUGGUUAUUCGGUUUAUGUAAGGAAUUUGCCUCUAAAUGCAACAGUGUCUCAACUUGAGAUUGAAUUUAAUAAAUUUGGGCCUAUUAAACCAGGAGGUAUUCAAGUUAGAAGUAACAAGCAGCUGGGAUUCUGUUUUGGGUUCAUUGAAUUUCAAGAUUUCAAUUCCAUGCAAAACGCAAUUCAGAAUUCUCCUGUUGUCAUUGGUGAUCGAGAAGCUGUAGUGGAGAUAAAAAGAACCACAACUCGAGUUGGGGCGGGGCGUGGGCGGUUUCCGGUGGGGCGAGGUGGUUUCCGGGGCGAUAGUUUCCGGGGACGUGGCGGCGGAAGCUUUAAUGGCGGUGGUGGACGAGGGUACGGUAGAAGUGAUUAUGGUGGUGGGCGUGGUGAGUUUUCCGGGCGUGGAAGAGGCGGACGUGGUGGAGAUGGUUAUCAGCAAGGCGGCAGGAGAGGCGGCAGAAGAGGUGGCUCAGCCCAGUACGUGUCCACCGCUUGAUUAAAACUGUUUUUAUUUCCGGUGAUUUGUUUUAUUGGUAGAAGGUUAGUAAAAGUCGGUGAAACUAAAACUAAUUUAAUGACCAAAACAAAAGCAAAAAAAAAUGUUUAUUUCGUGUUA
Messenger RNA from Lactuca sativa (garden lettuce), 1713 nucleotides. Its product is annotated as nuclear transport factor 2. The record is from RefSeq and is a predicted model, not a curated record. NCBI's taxonomy places the organism in Eukaryota, Viridiplantae, Streptophyta, Magnoliopsida, Asterales, Asteraceae. Gene Ontology annotation, cellular component: cytosol; ribonucleoprotein complex. Gene Ontology annotation, molecular function: mRNA binding.